GCUAAAAUAUACAUAUACGGCGUUUAUAGUCAAUACUACAGCUGCUUUUACCAUGGGGGCUAUUAAUGUUUGUUACGUAACUUUGUCAAUAAUUGCAGCCUUUGUUUUUAUGACAAAUGCUUUUUACAUUGACGACAGCCGUACGAGUAGAGAUAUUGGUAUUCCUGACGGUGAUGUUCGUGGUGUUCGUCAUUCUUUGAAAAUCUUUUCUACCGAUGACUCUACUAACGAAAUCCCAGACGAUGAUCGUCCUUUUGAUGAGCCACCCUCAGACGAUAACCCUGAUGAAUCAUCCAGAGGUGAUGACACUCAAUCAGACGAUGAAUACAGUACAUCAUCUGAUUCUCCUUCAGAUGAAGACUAUUAUGAAGAUAUAUCAACAACUUCAAUAUAUGACUCUGAAGAGAAUUACGAGUCCAGUGAUGAGUCAGAGGAGACAUCAGAUGAAGAAGAUGAUACCGAUGAUUAUGAAGAGUAUUACGAGUACAGCGAUGAGUCAGAGGAGACAUCAGAAGAGGAAGAUGAUACCGAUGAUUCUGAAGAUUAUUACGAGUACAGCGAUGAGUCAGAGGAGACAUCAGAAGAGGAAGAUGAUACGAAUGAUUCUGAAGAAUACGAGUCCAGUGAUGAGUCAGAGGAGACAUCAGAAGAGGAAGAUGAUACGAAUGAUUCUGAAGAAUACGAGUCCAGUGAUGAGUCAGAGGGGAUAUCAGAUGAAGAAGAUGAUACGGAUGAUUAUGAAGAGUAUUACGAGUACAGCGAUGAGUCAGAGGAGACAUCAGAAGAGGAAGAUGAUACCGAUGAUUCUGAAGAUUAUUACGAGUACAGCGAUGAGUCAGAGGAGACAUCAGAAGAGGAAGAUGAUACGAAUGAUUCUGAAGAAUACGAGUCCAGUGAUGAGUCAGAGGAGACAUCAGAAGAGGAAGAUGAUACAAAUGAUUCGGAGGAAUACGAGAUCAGCGAGGAGUCAGAUGAGGCAUCAAGAGAGGAAGAUGAUACAAAUGAUUCAGAAGAAUACGAGAUCAGCGAGGAGUCAGAGGAGACAUCUGGAGAAGAAGGUGAUAUAAGUCCUGAAUUGACGGAGCACGAUAACUGGGAGCUCUUGGACAACAAAGGCCACUGUGGUAGGAGGCAGCCUCCCCCCACCGACAAGACUAUUGGUGGCCAGAACGCCAGACUGGCAGAGUACCCUUGGAUGGCUCGACUCAUAUACAGAGGCAAGGAUGACAGUGAAAUGGGAGCCUGUGGUGGAUCUGUGAUCAGCAACCGCUACGUCCUCACUGCUGCUCACUGCUGCCCAGACGAAGAUUCGGAUCCUCUGGUUAUUGUGAGGCUUGGCGAGUAUGACGUACACUACCCAUAGGACUGUUUCCAAUCAGAGUUAGUCAUGUA
Molecule: messenger RNA, 1392 nt
Organism: Homalodisca vitripennis (glassy-winged sharpshooter)
Lineage: Eukaryota; Metazoa; Arthropoda; Insecta; Hemiptera; Cicadellidae
Product: aspartic and glutamic acid-rich protein-like
Exons: 5
Coding region: 53-1363 (436 amino acids)
Biological process (GO): proteolysis
Molecular function (GO): serine-type endopeptidase activity
Source: RefSeq, a predicted model, not a curated record